AUGGCGGAAGUUCUGGGUACAGUCGUGGGCGUGGUCUCUUUGGGACUGCAGGUGUGUUCGGGCCUCAACGUCUACAUCGACGGCCUACAAUGCUGCAGAGAGGAGAUAGAAUCCACCAUACGCCAUCAGAAAUCAUUGGAAACGCUCAUCGCGCAGAUCGAAGCACUCCACAACCGGCGUCAGGCGCCUGGCAUUUGCUCUGCACCGCUUCAGGAGUCCAUGGCAUCAGCUAAAGCUGAGCUAGGACUGCUUGAUGAUUUCAUCAGCAAGGUUUGCGUUGAAGGCGCGAACGGCACCGACAGAUCCGCCGUGAACAUGAUGAAGAUUCAGAAGAAAAGGCUACUGUACCCCUUUCGUAGGGAUCGCUUGGAUCGACUCGUUGCUCGGCUCGACGUGGUCACCAAGGCCCUUCAAGCAGCCCUUCAAGUAUUCGAACUUGAAUCAUCACUCGAGAUGAGAGAGCAAGUCCUCCAGACAGUAUCAAGAUCCGAAUUGACCAUGCUCAAAAUCGAGAGAAAGAUUGACGAGAACGCCUCACUGGCUAAUCUGCCAGAUUAUACGACCAAGCAAGACAUGAUGAAAUUGGAGAAGUUGAUAGUCGAUCUGAUUUCUUCAAGCGCCGCGGGCACGUUGAAAAACAUGGUCUCGAAGCCGAGUGCACUGAAGGUCAUCUGCGACAGCAUGACCAACCCAGAAACGAUGUCCUUGACGGGCGGAUCUUCUCUGGCCUCGUCAGGAACUGUUACAAAUGAGCCUAUCUGCCAAGAGACGAAGAUACGGUCACAGUUCCACUGCACUUGCAACCCGAAGCGUAUCCUACGACGACAGAAGCGAUCGCUCGGGCCGGUUUCCUUUACGAAAGAGGCAGUCACGAAACGGGCCCACGCCAUUGGAUGUCCUUUCGCUGUCUUUAACGUACAUGAUGCCAAUAGCUGGUCUGCUGGUAUCACGUUCAGAGUGUUUCGAGGACUGGUUUCAACAGCUAUCAACAUUUCGCUAUCAAUUACUACGGGGGCCGGCGGAUUUGGGAUGUCUCCUUCAUUUACGUGUUUUCAGAUGCGUCAAACCAGCCCCGCGUUCCAGGUCGUGAAAAUUCUGCUGCUGGCCUCUAACGCGCUACGACGUAAAUCGACCAAUGAAGAGCUUACCAAACUGUUUGAGCGAGGUAUUCACACCCUGAAGAUAGUCAUCACGUCUAGGGCCUCCUCGCCGUUCGACAUUGAUACAAACGGCGGCACUUUGCUGCAUGCGGCAUCCAGCCCAUACGAGGGGAAGUGGACAAACCACCGGCACGAAUUCAUCAAAUUCCUUCUCACAGUUGGCGUUCCACGGGACCGUCCGAACCAAUACGAUGAGUGA
Messenger RNA from Colletotrichum karsti, 1359 nucleotides. RefSeq lists its product as uncharacterized. The record is from RefSeq and is a predicted model, not a curated record. The transcript has 2 exons. NCBI's taxonomy places the organism in Eukaryota, Fungi, Ascomycota, Sordariomycetes, Glomerellales, Glomerellaceae. Bases 1 to 1359 code for a protein of 452 amino acids.